This is a messenger RNA of Carya illinoinensis, 757 nucleotides long. Its product is annotated as protein FAM32A-like. The coding region runs from base 174 to 584 and encodes 136 amino acids. NCBI's taxonomy places the organism in Eukaryota, Viridiplantae, Streptophyta, Magnoliopsida, Fagales, Juglandaceae. Gene Ontology annotation, cellular component: nucleolus. The transcript is spliced from 3 exons. The record is from RefSeq and is a predicted model, not a curated record.
AGAUAACAAUCCCGAAGUUCGAACAACUACUUUUUUUUAGAACAAUUAAAAUAGAAUCUCCACAACACCCCUAGUCCUAGAUGCACUGCCGACCGAGCCCAGAGACAGUUUCUGGCUUUUACAGGCACGCAAUUUAGGGUUCGUGUUCUGACGAUUUAGUUUUUAUCGAGAAAAUGUCAGGGUAUGAGAAUGUUGUUGGGGGUAAGCUGAAGCUCAAGGGAAAAGCCCUGGAUGUCAAGGCUGGGGGGGUGAAGAAGAAAAAGAAAAGUAAGAAACAUCAGGAUCAGCUUUCUGAAGUUACAGAAAAUGAACUUCCAGCAGGUGGAAGUGCAGAUCUAUCAGCUGAUCCCAAUGAGGAUGAUGUAAAUGAUGGAAACAAAUUGAGCGAGGAUGGAAAGGCUGGUCAUUAUGGUGAUCAUCUCACUCCUGCAGAAAGGCGAUAUAUAGAGGAGAGGGAGAGAAUUGAUGUUCAUAGAUUGGCAAAGACAGCUAAUAAAUCUCACCGUGACCGGAUUCAGGAUUUCAACCAGUAUUUGGCAAAUAUGAGUGAACAUUAUGACAUUCCCAAAGUUGGUCCAGGAUGAUCCGGGAAAGUUUAUGAGUUUGAAGAACAAGGGAUCAACCUUUUGUUUGUCACUGUAAUGUCAAUGCUACAUGUACACAUUGUGGUUCCGACUCCCUAUUUCCCUGGAUUUAUGCUUUUGUUUAGUGACUGUUGAUACACUCCAGGUUAUCUAGGUUAUCUUUUUUUCCCGUA